GAAGUAGAAUCUAAGCGUAUGAAACUGGCUGGUGAGGUGGUUUGUGUAGUGUCUCUAACGCAGGCUCCUCCAAGGAAACAGGCUUUGCCUAGAAGUUCUUCACCGUGCAGUAUGGAAAACAGCCACUGGAUGGAGCGUUUGAUCAAAGAGCCAGAAAGACACACUUCGGGUAGCUGUAACAGUACGGAGAAGUGUAUUGUUGAAGCAACGGAGAAAUCAACGAAGAAUUGGCAAAUACCAGGACUACCAGAGUUACCCGUUGUGAAAUCUUUAGGAACGCCUGUAAAUUCAACCUUUGAACAUCCCCCCAAAAAAGUCAGCAAAAUUAUACCAAUUUUCAAAGGAAAGUUGAUGCAAAUGAAUGGGAAGACUACAAAUCAAAUGGAGGGGAAGAGAAGAGAAAAUGCUAAAAGACAUUCACCAACAAGAAUUCUGGGUGUUUCAUCUUCUAUGCUGAGUAUGUGCAAGUCCAGCAUGACUCAGGUUUACAAACCCAUUCAAAAUAUGCCUGUCAAAAAUCCUACUCAGAGCAGCACCUUUCAGGUAACAAAUGCAAGAACGUACACAAAGCACACUACACCCAUAUUUCAAUGGAGAGCAGAGUCUGCUGGACAAAGGACUAACUCUGCUUUUUCUGACAACUCAACAUCAGGUGGGAAUUCAAGUGCAGUCCCUCACAAAAAGGCAAGUUCUCCUUUCUUGCUUAAGAACAUUGGGCCAGUGCUUCAGAAAACAAACAUCAGCCUGAGUCUGAAUACAAAUCCAUCUCCUAACUCCAGUGCACAAAGGGGAAAACAGUUUGUGAGUCAAAAUACCACCCACGUUCUUGAGAACCAACACCAGUCAAAGAAAGUACCUUUGCAGAUUUGCAAAUUAGACAAUGAAAUGACAAAUUUUGGGUUAUCACAGCAACAAACAAAGAGAUCAAAUGAGGGAGCAGGGUUAAAUAUUCAUGAAUCUGUCUUAAAUGAUACAACGUGCAUCUCAAAAACUGAGGAAAGUAAAGCAGCGUGCCAUUCUAAGGACUGCAUUGCUAGGACAGCCAGUCGUCUCUCCAACUCUAACUUUGAACAGAUGAUUACAGGGAGUGAGUAUCUGUCAUGUCAAACACUGACCUCAGAACCAAAUUCCUUGGUCAAGGAGAGCAACAUGGAAGCAUCUGUAAAGAAAGCUUGUGCCAGAAGACAGAAAGAAGGAGGUUAUGCAAAGUUAAAGAAAGGCAGAAGAAGUAAGCCUUCUGUUUAG
Messenger RNA from Merops nubicus (carmine bee-eater), 1245 nucleotides. RefSeq lists its product as uncharacterized. The transcript has 3 exons. The record is from RefSeq and is a predicted model, not a curated record. Lineage: Eukaryota; Metazoa; Chordata; Aves; Coraciiformes; Meropidae. The annotation marks the transcript as partial.